Miscanthus lutarioriparius is the source of this 795-nucleotide messenger RNA. NCBI's taxonomy places the organism in Eukaryota, Viridiplantae, Streptophyta, Magnoliopsida, Poales, Poaceae. The record is from the annotation of a GenBank genome assembly.
AUGUCGUCCCUUCCGCUCCCUAGCCACGCCAAACUCUCCGCCACCGGCGCCUCCGCGUGCCUCCCCCGCCCGCGUGACCGUCACCUCCUAGUUCGCGGUUGGUCCGCCGCCACCGUCGCCGCCGCUACGCCUCUCGUGGCCUCGUCCUCCUCCUCGGGCCCCGCCUGCUGCCAUCACUACUCCGUGGCUACCGCCCCCUCCCUGCGCGCCUCCUCCGCCUCCCCAAGGCGCCGGGGCCUCGACGCCCUCACCGUCACUGCUUCCGCGGUUGCAGUAUCUGUGUGCUUGAUAUUCUUUUCGGCGACUCGCUCCAUGCUGGCAUGUAAGAGAGAUGCAGAGUUUCUCGAGAAGUACUUUGAUUCAGCAAGAGAGAAACUAGCAGAAACUAUGGCUUCAGUGAGAUUGGUUGGAAGGGAUGUCGGUGAUUUGGCUGCAGAUCUUAGUGAUCUAAGUCAAGAAUUGACAAAGGGUGUAAAAAGUUCCAUGAGCAUUGUUCACACGGCCGAGGCACAACUUCGCCAGUCGCCAUCCUCUGCCCUGCCAGGUGAACUCCAGUUUGAUGCCAAUAACUUACGAAAUAACCCACGCAAUUAUAACCUGAUUUUACUAGGACCUGCACGGAGAAUGUCUAAUCAGAAGAACGUGGCAGAGGAGCCGUUGCUGGCUAGUACUGUACGAGAUCUGCGUCAGUUGAUUGCAGAUAUCCGGACAGGGUUUGGAGCAGCGGCUGGCAUUGCCGGCCUUUCCAUGUGGGCGUUGAAAUUUGGCUCAAAGGGCCGCAAGAAUCGCUCAUAG